AUGUCACGACCAGAAACCUCGCUAAACCCAGACCUUCUUCAAAGAAACGUCAAGUUCCUCCAAAACCUCACUGUUGUCCCGUCCCAGUCGGGAACAUCAAAUUUCCCGCUCUCAAGCCACAGCAUGGGGGGAUUAUAUGAGCUGUUACUUGCGGACAAACCAUCAUUUGAAGAAGCACUUCAGGACUGCGAAGAAUCAAAAGCCCGUGUCCGUGAGUAUAUCGACACUUAUAUCAAGAGCUUCCACCUUCGGUGGCCUGUCCUUCACGCUCCGACGCUUGAUAAUGAGAUAGGGACAAUGCCAUUAUCUCUUGCUGCAGCGGCAUGUCUUAUAGGAGCAUGGUUUCAGAACAGUGCAGACUGGACUGAGAGAUUUUAUUCUCUAAGGAUGCAUGAAGUCCUCCUCGAGCGAUUGCUACACAGCCUGAUCGAGCCCGAAUUGACGUCCGGAGAGAAAGCAUGGCCAAUUGAACUUUUCCAAACAGUUCUUUUGACUCUGGUAUUCUCGCUUUAUCGCACCGACAAGCGUGCUUUGUCUAGAGCCAAACUUCUUCGAAGCACGUUCAUAACCCUUCUCCGAGACCUAGGCGUUCUCGACGGGGAGAAAUUUACCGCUCAUCUAAAGACACAUUAUACAGGCACAUAUACACCGUAUACGCUGGCUAUGCGUGAAAAGCUCAAGCGGCUGCUUGUUCUGACUUUUCAAUUUGACGCUUUUUUUGCUCUCAUUUAUAGGCAACCACCACUACUUCAUCUUCAAGAAAUUGGUGUAGGGCUCACGAGUACCUUUGCAUUGUGGAAUGCAUAUGGGCUGGACGUAUUCGCCUUGCGGGAACUAGAAGAGCCGCAUGAGCGUUCUAAAGUCCGGAUAUCUGAGAUGAUAGGCCGCUCAGAUUCAGUUACAUCCUCGGGAAUUCUUGUGGAAGACGUGCUUCUAAGUUUAUGUAGUGUUUUGCAGUCGAUAUGGGCUUUUUUGCAGGCUCUUCCGUCGAGUCAGAAAGAGAAUCCCAGUCAUACUUUCCAGAAAGCACUGCUUGUUCAGACACUGGAUGAUUGGAGACACGAGCUGGAUAAGAUCAGCAAGUUAGCCGACUCCGGAAACCUGCCUGGAAGUCCCGCGAGAUAUCUAUUGCUGGCUUAUCGCGGUGAAAAUGACUCCAUGACGGCAUCACUAGAACGGAUUAAUUCUCUCGUUCAAGACGGGAUGAUUCUUUACUAUCACCUGAGGUUGACCCAGUAUGUCUUUGACAUUGCUGGGCCUGGGAAGGGUGUUGUUUCACAUUCAAAUCUCUGGGAGACUUCCAAACAUAAAAAAGAAGCUCUCGUAUGCGCAUUGCAGAUGCUCAAGGUAGUCGAAUCGAAGGCAUCGUUCAAUCCAUUAAUUCGGCAUGUGCUUGCUAUAGGUGUUGAUAUAACCAAAGCAUCGCUUUCCAGGCAGAAAUGCCAUUUCAACGGACAACACGCUGUUAGAAAUGAUACUCAGCACUGGUCCAAUAUUGGUGAUCCGUUCUGGGUUGACGGGACACCGGUAUGUGUAUGCAAGUUGGCGUUCUGGAUUGGAAGAUUUGAGAAAGCUAUUCAAGACCAGGAUAUCAUGGUAGAGUAA
Messenger RNA from Talaromyces amestolkiae, 1605 nucleotides. RefSeq lists its product as uncharacterized. Lineage: Eukaryota; Fungi; Ascomycota; Eurotiomycetes; Eurotiales; Trichocomaceae. Bases 1 to 1605 code for a protein of 534 amino acids. The transcript has 2 exons. Gene Ontology annotation, molecular function: zinc ion binding; DNA-binding transcription factor activity, RNA polymerase II-specific; RNA polymerase II cis-regulatory region sequence-specific DNA binding. Gene Ontology annotation, cellular component: chromatin. The record is from RefSeq and is a predicted model, not a curated record. Gene Ontology annotation, biological process: regulation of transcription by RNA polymerase II; DNA-templated transcription.